AUGGUUCGUGAAUCGCUUCGGAUCCGCACACGUCAAGAAGAUUCGAGCCCGAUCAGUGACCUUCAUGGACAGACAACAGAAGAUGCCAUUGAUUUGGAUUCGUCAGAUGAAGAAGUAGAAGAAAUCGAGGUUGAGGAGGAAGUAGAGGAAAGAGAGGAAGAAGAAGUGGAGCAGGAAAAAGAAGAGGCAGAGGACGUUGCUGAAUUGGAACAGCUGGAGAUAGCUGCGUCACAACUGCUGGAACUGAGUCUGAGUCUGAGUCUGAGUCUGAGUCUGGACCUGGAUCUGGAGGAGGAAGAAUCCGUGAGCCAGAAGGAAACAUCAGAACAGCCAGAAACAGUCAAGAAAUCAGAAGGUUUAUCGCUGGAUUCAGAACCUUCUCUGGAUGAGGAGAUUGAGUCCGAAAAGGAGGAAUUUCCAGUGGAAACUCCUCUAAGUAAAUCUGAACCAGAGAAGUCAAGCCCUAUGAAACACAGCGAGGAAUAUGAUUUGGAGGAAAUGAUUCGUGGUGAGAUUGCCGCGUCUCUCGAUGACGAAAUAACCGUGAUAGCUGACGACACACUAGAUUCCGCUGACGACAUAGCCAUUGUUCUGGUGGAGCCAUUUAGUGACGACAAGAAAUUCUUGAGAAGGAAAAGAAGAAAGAGCGAACCUGAUCAAAAGGAUCCAAAGGUGAGAGAUGACGAGCAUAAAACCAAGAAGAAGGCAAAGCCUUCAGCUGGUAGGAAAAACUUGGGCUCGUCACACUCUGAUUCUGAAGGAGACACGGAACUUUUCGUUGAUGCUUUGGAUUCAGAUUGGGCCGGUGGACAGCUGACUGAGCAAACUUCGGCAUUCAACCUGCCUAAUUUUCCCGAUGUAAUUGAAAUUGAAAGCGAGUCCGAGGAGUCUGUGGCCCCAAAAUCGGGGCAUUCGACAGAGUCUGCGGGAAUUCGGUUACUAUACAAUUCCAGCUAUGAUCUUUCCGAUCUGGGUGACAAAACCGAAGUCAACUUGGAUACUGUUACAAUUAAUGAGCUUGUGGGCCAGAAAGACUUGGUAGAGACUUAUCAAUUCAAUUUCAGUGUGGACCUCGAGUACUUCCUUUCGUUCUUACAUCCUGAGUUCUCGAUCAAAAGAAGAAAGAUCACCUUCAUCACAGGAGGACCGCUCUUGAGUGGGCACCCUCUUGAGAACCAGUUGAGAAAGAAAUUUCUCAUCUCUGAUGUUGUUGCCUCGCUUCCUAACCGAUUUGGCUCCCACCAUUCCAAAAUGAUGGUGAACUUCUUUGAGGAUGAUGAAGUCGAAAUUGUCAUUAUGACUUCGAACUUGACCCAGUUGGAUUUUGUUGGCUUGACGCAGACAUUAUGGAGAUCUGGCCGCUUGAAGAAGGGAAAAACCUCCACUACUCUGGGAAAACGCUUCCGAAUCGAUCUUAUACGGUAUCUUUCGAAGUACAAGCUCAAUGUGACCGACGCAUUGCUCAAAAAGUUGGAACAUUUUGAUUACAGUUCUGUUGAUGUGGAGCUCGUAGCAUCUUCACCUGGCGUUUACAAUUUGGAAGAUCCAAAACCCAAGGGAGAAGCUUAUGGUUAUUUGAAGUUCCGUCAGUGUCUCAAGCGAAACAAUUUGCUUUUGGAACCUGAAAAACUGUCCCACAAUAUAUUGGCACAAGUAACGUCGAUUGCUUAUCCUUAUGCAACCAAGAAGGGCAAAACCUCCUCAAUAUUCACCCACUUAUUGUGUCCGUUGAUGUUCAAAGAUUGGGAUCAGCUGCUUGAGCCUGGUGCUGAAGCAUCCCAACAACAUCAGCGUGAGAACAGAUACAAGCCACACAUAGUUUUUCCCACUGCAAAGGAGAUUGCCAGCAGCAAUUUCGGAUUUCUCUCUGGAACCGCCGUACAUUUCAAGUACACCACACUGGCCAUUCAUGAACAGCAGUACGAGCAGAAUAUCAAGAAGUACUUGUGUAAGUGGAGCCAGGGCACCCAGACUGGAAGAGAAAGGGUGACUCCGCACGUAAAGUACUACGCGUGUGAUAAUGGAGACGACUGGAAGAGCUUGAAAUGGGUCUUGGUGGGUAGUCAUAACUUGUCGAAGCAGGCUUGGGGCUACCCACUUGCGAAGUCGAAGGGAACACAGUUUGAGGUUGAUAGUUACGAAUUGAGUGUGUUUAAGGCAGGAAAGGAAAAGCCUCUUAUACCUGUUUAUGGAAGUGAUGCCCUUCCAGCGAAAACCACUGGAGAGGCAAUUCGUUUCCCAUUUGUUGUGCCUCCAAAACCUUAUCUGGUUAGAGACCAGGCGUGGAGUGCAGAUGUUGAUUUUGGUUCGCUUAAUGACCGGUGGGGCAAUACCCACCACGGUAUAUUUUAG
Messenger RNA from Sungouiella intermedia, 2352 nucleotides. NCBI's taxonomy places the organism in Eukaryota, Fungi, Ascomycota, Pichiomycetes, Serinales, Metschnikowiaceae. The record is from the annotation of a GenBank genome assembly.